AUGACUUCCCAGCCUCACCCUGCUCUCAUCUUCGGCGGCGCCUCCAUUGGCAGCGCCUACACGACGCCCGAGGCCGUUGCAGACCUGCUCGCCACGCUGAAGUCGCUUGGCAUCCAAAGGAUUGACACGGCCGCCCGCUAUCCCCCCACCAGCCCGGGAACCUCAGAGAGGCUUCUGGGCGAGGCUGCAGCCGCUCGCCAGGGCUUCACCAUUGACACCAAAGUCCUGGCUUCUGGCGACGGCUCUGGCAACCUAACGCCCGCGGCCAUCGAUGACUCGGUCCAGCAGAGCUACAGCCGCCUGCAGAUGGGAGAUGCGAAGUUCAACAUCUUGUACUGCCACAUGCCCGAUCCCCAGACGCCGCUGGAAGACCAGGCUGCCGGACUGAAUGACCAGCACCGGAAGGGCCACUUCAAACAUCUCGGAGUCUCCAACUUCUCACCUGAGAUGCUAUCCGAGUUCAUCGAGAUCUGCGACCGUAAGGGCUACGUCAAACCAAGCGUAUACCAGGGCCAGUACAACCUCGUCUGUCGCGGUAUCGAGGACACGCUGUUCCCGACGCUUCGGAAGCAUGGCAUUGCUUUUAAUGCCUUCAGCCCUCUCGCCGGCGGCUUCCUCACCGGCCGGCUGACGGCCAACGAGACAGAAGGCACCCGCUUCGCCGAGGGCGACGCCAUGGGCAACUUCUUCAAGGCGCAGUACGACAAGAAGGAGAUGCACGAUGCCAUUGCGAGCCUCAACAGCAUCAUCGAGGCCCUCGGCAUUUCCAAAAUCGAGGCCAGCCUGCGCUGGAUCUUCUACCACUCGGCUCUCGGUGCGAGUGACGGCGUGAUCCUCGGUGCGAGCAAGCCGGCGCAGCUUGAUUCGAACGUCAGUGCCGUGAAGAAGGGGCCGCUGCCCGAAAAGGUCGUCUCCGCCAUGGACGCCAUCUGGCGAUCCAUCUCGGGCAAGUCUGAGUAA
Messenger RNA from Diplodia corticola, 960 nucleotides. RefSeq names its product aldehyde reductase. NCBI's taxonomy places the organism in Eukaryota, Fungi, Ascomycota, Dothideomycetes, Botryosphaeriales, Botryosphaeriaceae. The transcript has 4 exons. Gene Ontology annotation, molecular function: oxidoreductase activity. The record is from RefSeq and is a predicted model, not a curated record. The coding region runs from base 1 to 960 and encodes 319 amino acids.